Owenia fusiformis is the source of this 1327-nucleotide messenger RNA. The record is from the annotation of a GenBank genome assembly. NCBI's taxonomy places the organism in Eukaryota, Metazoa, Annelida, Polychaeta, Sabellida, Oweniidae.
UUGUCCCUCGAUCAUUUAUUAUCCAAUCAAAAAGGACCAGACAUCCUGAGGAAUUAUCUCAGUAGUAGAUUAGAGAAUGACACGAAUCGGGACAAGAGGCUCACUGCUCAUAAAAUCCUGGACCUAAUGCUCAAACUUGCUGCUGGGGCAAAUAACGGCUCAGAGGGAGAUCUCAUCGAUGAUCUAGUACACAUGCAAGGGACUGGGCAACUUUUUGGUGAGAAAAAUAUAGGAAAGGGUAUACCAAUACUCAAUAAUCGGCAACAGGAUAUGACAAAACCUGCAAGGAUACGUGUAGGAAUUGUCGUGUAUAUGCCUUACAGAGCUGAUCGCUUAUACGAAAUGGAGGUUCUAUCUUAUAUGCACCCAUCGUGGCAUUAUGUCACGACUCAUAGCUCCAUCAAAAAGUCAAUAUCAAUACCAGGAGCAUCUGAGGUUCCCGAUAUGAGCCUUGAUUUAAUAAUCUACUGUCACCCUAAAGCAUGCUGUUCCGCCAAAAAGGCAAACUGCAAAUUAUGGACCCAGAAUGCAAUAGAAACUAACCAAUCAGGUUGCUAUUAUCAUCCAGAGGAAGGCUUCCCAGAAGCUCAGGAAUACGGAUACUAUAAUACAUUUGCUUUCUUACGCGAUGACAAUUUCAAACAACGUGCUAUGAAAUAUGAUUGGUUGAUUCGGUCGGAUACUGAUGUGUUUAUUGGACCAGCCAUUUUGGGGUGGCUUCCACAUUUCAAUUUCAUGACAGGAAGUGGAGGAUAUGCAUCUGAAUUCAACAGAAAACGUCUUCCAGAAGUUGCAUCAAGGUUGCACCUAAAGCACCAUGGUAUGACCAACAUCGGAAGUACAUGGUACGGCAAACCAGAACUAUUCAUAAAAAUAAGUGAACUUACUCUAAAGUACUGUCAACAUUUUUUCAACAAUGAGUUCAACAAAACUUUAAAUGGUAUACAGGACGUCAUGAAUAAAUCGGCAUUUGGUGAAUGGCCGACAUGGUGGAGACCAGUUUCUUUACUUUACGCUGGAGAAGUCGUAAUAAAUGACAUAUUUCCAGACUUUAAUAGCUCUUACAUUGCUCAGCUUGACUUUCCAAGCAGUAGUAAACUAAAUAUUCUUUCAUACCCUCAUAUGCAUUGUUGGCACGGUGAAGAAGAAUUUCAAAAAUUCAAAUUUGUCAACAAAUUACGUGAUAUUAUCAAUGGGGGUAAAGAUAACAGGACAAGUAUUUAUAAAUCCGAUCGUGAUGUCAGUAGCAUGACUGUGCAGGACUACUGUACAUUUAUUGCAUGGAACGCAGUGGCCAACAACAAAAAUGUUGAACACUUACAGAAAC